Messenger RNA from Rotaria sordida, 411 nucleotides. NCBI's taxonomy places the organism in Eukaryota, Metazoa, Rotifera, Eurotatoria, Philodinida, Philodinidae. The record is from the annotation of a GenBank genome assembly.
AUGGAUGAACGACCUUUUGAACAUGAAUUUUUUCUUCGAAUUGCUCAAUCAUUUCCGUUGAUGGAAAAAUUAAAGGUAGUUAAUGAGACGCCACAAAAGAACAAAUUAUGUAGUCAAUCAAAACACGAUAAUCAAGAUUUAUCAAUUAUUAAAUAUCCUCAUCUUAAUGACCUUAUACCUUAUGAAGUUCAUGAUGAUUAUAUCGAACAAUUUCUAGUUGAUGCGAAAAUGUGUUUGCUGAAUCAUGUUAAUCUUUCUAUCGAAUAUGAACCACUUAAAAGAGUGACACAUAAUUUUACAAGAAAUGCAACACGAUCUAAUUGUGCAAAAUUGAAUUCUUUAUAUUUGAAUGGUAAACAUCGAGCUCGUAAAGUUCUAAAAACGUAUUUUCCUCACGCAGAAAUAUUGUAA